UGCGUCUUUCCAAUGAGAUAUAUAGGCGGACAUAAUUGAAAGUUGAGGUGCCAAGAUGGUGGGAUAUCUACCCAUUCUACAAUCAAACUAUAAAUCACAAUGCCAUCUCUCCCAAUAAAAUACACACUUGUGAGAAAAUCUAGUAAUUAUCAAUGACAUCUACUUCUUAUUUGUUGAUUCUAAACUACGUUUUAUCAUUUCUAUGCAUCUUGUUUACUUGUUAUCACAUCCUUCAGAUCAUUGUCUCAUGUUUCUCUUUCAAGAAUUCCCGACAAGGGACACUCACACUACCCCCCGGCCCUCCCAAAUGGCCCAUCUUCGGCAACCUUCUCCAAUUGGGCCCACUGCCUCAUCGGGAUUUUGCAGCCCUAUGUGAAAAAUACGGGCCACUAGUCUACAUCCGAUUGGGUGGGGUCGACGCCAUCACAACCAACGAUCCGGAUAUAAUACGCGAGAUUCUCAGACAACAAGAUGACGUAUUUGCCUCUAGACCACGAACCCUGGCGGCCGAGCGUCUGGCUUAUGGUUGUGGUGACGUGGCGUUGGCCCCACUAGGCCCGAAAUGGAAGCGGUUGAGAAGAAUCUGCAUGGAGCAUUUGCUGACGACGAAGAGGCUUGAGUCUUUCGUGAGCCAUAGGGCGGAUGAAGCCCAACACUUGGUCAAAGAUGUGUGGGCCAUGGCUCAGAAAGGGGAGGUAGUGAACUUGAGGGAAGUGUUGGGUGCAUUCUCAAUGAACAAUGUGACUAGGAUGUUGCUUGGGAAGCAAUACUUUGGGACCGAAUCGGCGGGCCCACAAGAAGCGAUGGAGUUCAUGCACAUAACGCAUGAACUGUUCUCGCUGUUGGGCUUGAUUUAUUUAGGGGAUUAUCUGCCCGUUUGGAGAUGGGUCGACCCGUUUGGGUGCGAGAAGAGAAUGAAGGAAGUGGAGAAACGGGUGGAUGAUUUUCAUUCGAAGAUUAUUGAACAACAUAAAAAAAGAAGGGAAAAUCAAGAAGUUGGUGGUGGUGAUGAUGAGGAGAUGGAUUUUGUUGAUGUUUUAUUGUCUUUGCCGGGUGAAGAUGGGAAAGAACACAUGGAUGAUGUAGAGAUCAAAGCACUUAUUCAGGAUAUGAUAGCUGCGGCCACGGACACGUCAGCAGUGACCAACGAGUGGGCCAUGGCGGAAGUAAUCAAACACCCACGUGUCCUAAAAAGAGUCCAACAAGAACUCGAUUCGGUCGUCGGGCCGAACCGGAUGGUCCAGGAACCGGAUCUGGUGCACCUCAAUUACCUGCGGUGCAUCGUGCGCGAAACAUUCCGGAUGCACCCAGCCGGACCUUUCCUCAUCCCUCACGAGUCGACCCGACCCACCACGAUCAACGGCUACCACAUCCCCAACAAGACACGUGUCUUCAUCAACACGCACGCAUUGGGCCGCAACACCAAGAUAUGGGACAGCGUGGAUGAGUUCGAGCCAGAGAGGCACCUCCCGGCUGACGGGAGCCGAGUCGAGAUAAGCCACGGAGCCGACUUCAAGAUACUGCCGUUCAGCGCCGGGAAGAGGAAGUGCCCCGGCGCGCCGCUUGGCGUGACGCUGGUGCUGAUGGCUUUGGCUCGGCUCUUCCACUCAUUUGAGUGGGGCCCACCUGAGGGUAUGGGCCAUGAGGAUAUUGAUACGAUGGAGGUUUAUGGGAUGACUAUGCCUAAAGCCCAACCUUUAAUUGCUAUUGCCAGGCCCAGAUUAGCGGCCCAUUUAUAUGUUUGACUAAAUUAUUUUUUUAAUUUCUUAUUUUCUUUUUAUAUAUAUAUAAUGACAACUAUGAAAUUAUUUUAGCAUUUAGAAGAUGAUAUAAAUCCGAGCUGCAAAGCGUUAGAAGAUCACAGAAAAAUUAAGGUUCAGUUUGUUGAAUGAAUCAAAAUUAU
Molecule: messenger RNA, 1903 nt
Organism: Erythranthe guttata (spotted monkey flower)
Lineage: Eukaryota; Viridiplantae; Streptophyta; Magnoliopsida; Lamiales; Phrymaceae
Gene: CYP703A2
Product: cytochrome P450, family 703, subfamily A, polypeptide 2
Molecular function (GO): oxidoreductase activity, acting on paired donors, with incorporation or reduction of molecular oxygen; heme binding; monooxygenase activity
Source: RefSeq, a predicted model, not a curated record